AUGGAUCUCGAGGAUCCCAGCUUUUUCUUACAAGAUGAUCUCUUCCAAUCAAUUGAAAGCGAAUUGAGCGAUCAAAUAUACAGUAAGGAUGAAAAUAUUCUGAUUCCACUUACCGACGCUUCGAGGAACCCAUUGAAGGUCUUGAAGUUGGAAUAUAGUAAUGAUCUUCCUGAAUAUCCAUUAACUGACCCAAAUGGAUAUGGCUAUGUUAUAAACGUGCCCCCUAAUCAGCGGAGGGAAACUGUCGAGGACAUGGUCAACAGCACUACUUUACAAGACAUUCAACACAGAAUUAGUGAAAUCAAGAAAGAUGCAACUAAAGAUGCUGUGUAUAGGUAUAAAGUUUUACUGUACAGCAAAGAAUCUCUUUAA
This is a messenger RNA of Aspergillus nidulans FGSC A4, 372 nucleotides long. RefSeq lists its product as uncharacterized. The coding region runs from base 1 to 372 and encodes 123 amino acids. The transcript is spliced from 4 exons. The record is from RefSeq and is a predicted model, not a curated record. NCBI's taxonomy places the organism in Eukaryota, Fungi, Ascomycota, Eurotiomycetes, Eurotiales, Aspergillaceae.